AUGCCUGUGGGAACGCUGACAGAAUUGAUUGUACCAAGCACCUACCUUUCCAGUGGAGAAAAUGAACAGUCAACAGAUGUUAUCAGUGUUUUGGAAGGAGAUUCCAUCAGCAUAACUUGCUCAUUGAACAGUUCAGCAAAUGAAUUGGGAAUGUACUUAACAACUAGCAUAUGGCCAAUCAAUGUGCUUCAUGUUUCCAAACAGAACAAAGUACAAACCUUUCCUGCUUUGGCUAAUCGCAUCAAAUAUUCAAAGGAAGGCAGCAAACUCAGGAUAACUCUGCACAAUGUACAGGAAUCUGAUUCCAAUGUCUACCAAUGCACUACAUUUAUUUUAAUCAAUGACCGUCACAAAAGGCUGACUGAGAAGUCAACCAUAGUAGUGGUGAAAGCUAAAAACAAAGUUAUUGAGCAGUCACCACUCUAUGUCAAGACACAGGCAGGCCACGCUAUCAACAUUACAUGUGUCCUGAAAAGCUCACAUGAGGAUCAAGGGAUCUACUUGCUCAAGACUCACGAGCAGCCUGAAAGAGUGCUUUAUGUUUCACAUCAGAAUACAACUAUUGCUCCUGGCUUUGCUCAGCGCUUGGAGUAUUUAAAGGAAGAAAAGAAAAUAGUGAUAACUCUCAACAACUUAGAGGAAAAUGACAGUGGUGUCUAUAUAUGUGCUGGUGUGCUGAAGAAUUCCUCUGUCCUCGAAGUGAGUCGAAGCGGCACCAUCUUACUGAUUAAAGGAGUGGAGCAGGAAGACUGCAGUAACAGUUCCUGGGUCAGCUAUGUUCUUAUCAUCAUAGUAGUGCUACUGCUCUGUGCACUGACUUGCUGUGCCCUGUACCAUGUUGAUGUGAAGAAAUAUUUCCAGAAAAGAAAACCAAAUUCAGUAUAUGAAGACAUGUCUUACAGUUCUAGACAUAACACCUUGGUCAGAACCAACGCUUACUCCAUCGACAACUAAGCUUCUGCCAGCUGGGACUGUGCA
Molecule: messenger RNA, 978 nt
Organism: Colius striatus (speckled mousebird)
Lineage: Eukaryota; Metazoa; Chordata; Aves; Coliiformes; Coliidae
Exons: 5
Coding region: 1-954 (317 amino acids)
Biological process (GO): adaptive immune response
Cellular component (GO): membrane
Molecular function (GO): signaling receptor activity
Source: RefSeq, a predicted model, not a curated record